AUGUGUAUCAAAAGCCCCAAAAAUUACUCCAUUUACUCAUUUUUCUCAUCAAACAGGUUUGGGAAGAGAAAACAAAGCCAUUCUCCAUCAUCUUCUUCUAAGCUUUAUUUUCCAUUGAUGAGCACUCCAAAAAAUCAGUGUCUUAACGCGCUUGAUAUAGCAACAACAACCCCUGUUGUUAGAGGAAAUGACACUGAUCAACAAGCUUUACUUCAGUUUAAGGCCAAGAUAACAGGUGAUCAGCUCAAGAUUAUGGAGUCUUGGAAUAGUUCGAUUCACUUCUGUCAGUGGCGUGGUGUUACAUGUAGUCGCAAGCAUCAGAGAGUCACCAAGUUGGAACUGCAAUACCUCGAAUUCUCGGGAUCUUUAUCACCGUACAUCGGAAACUUGAGCUUUCUUAUGGAGUUGAGUCUAGCGGGCAACAGCUUCUACAGUGAGAUUCCUCAUGAAAUUGGUCGUUUACGAAGACUGGAAACAUUAAACCUCACUGAUAACUCCAUCAAUGGUAAAAUUCCUUCCAAUUUACCAGCUUGUUCUAAGCUUACAAUUGUUGAUAUGAGAAGCAACCGGCUAACAGGAGAAAUACCUGCUGCGUUGGGUCUCUUGUCAAACCUGAAAUUCUUGAGUUUUUACAACAACAGUUUGAGAGGCAAUAUCCCACCAUCAUUAAGGAACAUAUCAUCUUUGGAGAAACUUGGUUUGAGUUUAAACUCGUUAAGUGGGAUUAUACCUGAAGCACUUGGACGGUUGAAAAACCUUUCAUAUUUGGUCGUAGGCCAAAAUGAAAUAUCUGGGCAGCAUUCCUUCAAGUCUAGGCAAGUGCUAAAUGUUGCUAUAUUUGGAUCUUUUGGCAACAAUCUUAGUGGACAAAUACCGUCUCAAGUCCUUCGGCUCCCAUCCUUGACCAUUUUACUUAUCUUCAAACCAUUUAACUGGAAGAAGAAAGAGAAAAAUCCAACACCAAUUUGUGCGGAAAAUUCACUUUUACAGUUAUCAUACCAAAACCUCCUAAGGGCUACUAAUGGAUUCUCCACACAUAAUUUGGUUGGUUCAGGGAAUUUUGGUUCUGUAUACAAAGGAAUUCUCGAAGAGAGUGGAGCAACUAUUGCAGUAAAGGUGCUUAAUCUUCUAAAUCGUGGAGCUUCGAGGAGUUUCUUGACUGAAUGUGAGGCCUUGAAGAACAUUCGAUAUCGUAAUCUUGUCAAGGUAUUAACAGCCGUUUCGGGGGUCGAUUACAAAGGCAAUGAUUUUAAAGCCUUGAUUUAUGAGUUCAUGGAAAAUGGAAGCUUGGAGGACUGGUUGCACCCGUCUAUCACCAUGAAUGAACCGGAGACUGUAAGAAACUUGAACUUCAUCUAG
Hibiscus syriacus is the source of this 1359-nucleotide messenger RNA. Its product is annotated as probable LRR receptor-like serine/threonine-protein kinase At3g47570. The coding region runs from base 1 to 1359 and encodes 452 amino acids. NCBI's taxonomy places the organism in Eukaryota, Viridiplantae, Streptophyta, Magnoliopsida, Malvales, Malvaceae. The record is from RefSeq and is a predicted model, not a curated record. Gene Ontology annotation, molecular function: protein binding; ATP binding; protein kinase activity. Gene Ontology annotation, biological process: protein phosphorylation. The transcript has 5 exons.